Cuculus canorus (common cuckoo) is the source of this 4512-nucleotide messenger RNA. RefSeq names its product solute carrier family 16 member 5 (gene SLC16A5). The transcript is spliced from 4 exons. Bases 1238 to 2710 code for a protein of 490 amino acids. Gene Ontology annotation, biological process: transmembrane transport; monocarboxylic acid transport. The record is from RefSeq and is a predicted model, not a curated record. NCBI's taxonomy places the organism in Eukaryota, Metazoa, Chordata, Aves, Cuculiformes, Cuculidae. Gene Ontology annotation, molecular function: monocarboxylic acid transmembrane transporter activity.
UAUUUGUGCCCAGCUAAAGUGGACAAAGGAUUAAAGUGCGCUGAGUACCGCCGCCGUGAUUUGCAUCUCGGAGCCCCUUCCCACGGGCCCCCUCUGCUCCCGGCCAGGGUUUUGUUUUGGCUGUGAGCCAGCCGGCAUCGCAGCCCUGUUUCCAGAAGUGAUACCGGGGUUAAUAUUGCAAAAUACUCCCAUCAAAGCUUUUAGUUGCUACUGAAGCAGAAGCAUCAAACCAUGGGUCAGGAGCUGACAGGGCUGCGCGCACAGGGGAUGUGCCGCACACUCGCUGCCCUUCGCUUCAGCUCUGGUCUCAGCCUCAGGUAUGAAUCUUUCUGAGCACACCACCACGGUGAGUUUGAAAUAAUGAAUGAGAUACAACUAUUACUAAUAUUUAAAGCUGCACGCAAAGCUCAGUUGUAGCUAUUGUUUUAGAGAAAAAGCACUCUCUGAGUGCUAAAUAAAUAUUGCUCUGUGCGGUGACCUUAAGGGCAUAUUUUUGAGCCUAUCCAGCUGAUGAAGUGUUUUUUACUGUGUGUUUAUUCACGUGGAUGGGGAACUCUAUUGCUGCACAUUUGGUGCUGCUGGUCUCAAAGAAAUCAGAAGUGGCAUCUCUCAGAAGAAGCUCUAGACCUAAACAGAAGUAAAGCAAAAGCCUCUCUGUGAUCACCGCGUCCUAAUUAACGGCUUUACAAAUGUUUCUUCACCACCAGCACUUUCUAGGUGGAUGCAGUUUUCCCAACAGGUUCACAUCGAGCUCUGCCAUGACGCGCAAGCUUUCUCUGUUUCUAUUUUUCUCAGCGUUUGCUUUUUUCCUCCUCUCCUCAGUGCAAGGAGUAAGUGACCUUAGCAAUCGCCAGCAAGGGGACUCCGUAUGAUGAAAGCAGGUGAAAGGGAAAAUCAGGGCGGAACUGGGUAAGGCCAAUUCCUACCUCGGAGGAGGUGUGGUCCUGCUCUGUACCUGGCUGUGGUCACAGCCUUGAGAAGUAUAAAAGGGCCAGGCAGUUGUUUCUCAAGCAAUCUGUUGCCAGGAGCCUGUAGCGAGAAGGAAGGGAGGUGCUGGAAGAAAUGCAGAGCAAGAAGUCUAGAGUGUCAGCCGCAAAAGGUGUGGGACACACUGGUGCCUCUGAGCCUCGGGAACACCACCAGUUCUUCUCUGAAGGUCUGUUGGCUGGGCUGAGGGUCGCAUGGUAGCUGCAGUACCUUUCUCAGCAGGCCAGCUUAGGUGGAGAAAGAAGCCAUCAUGCCCCAAAGAGGACGAGGAGUGCAUGAAGCUGCCAAGCCCCAGGACCAGGGAUGGGCAUGGAUGGUCCUGUUCACCGCAGUGCUGCUGCAGGCACUGACACUGGGCUUCCCCUCCUGUAUUGGCGUCUUCUUCACGGAUCUCCAGCACGAAUUCCAAGCCAGCAACAGCGAGACAUCGUGGUUUCCAUCCAUCAUGGUAGCCGUGCUGCAUGGAGGUGGGCCCCUUUGCAGCAUCUUGGUGAAGCGCUUCGGCUGCCGGUUUGCUGUGAUGCUGGGUGGCCUGCUCAGUGGAGUGGGCAUGGUGUCCAGCUCCUUCUGCGGGUCCAUCAGCCAGCUCUACCUAACAGCCGGCCUCAUCACUGGUCUGGGAUCAUGUUUCAGUUUCCAGGCAGGAGUGACUGUGCUGGGCUACUACUUCGUGCGGUGGCGAACGCUGGCCAAUGCCAUGGCAUCCACUGGCGUCUCUCUUGGAUUCACGCUGUGGCCGCUGCUUUCUCGAUACCUGCUGGAUGAGAUGGGCUGGAGAAACACUUUUCUUAUCUUUGGGGGAAUAUUAUUGAACUGUUGUGUCUGUGGAGCCAUCAUGAGACCAGUUGAGCUUGCACCAGGGACACCCCUACAGUCACCCAACCCUGCAGAGGAGCCAGAGAGAAGAGCAGAAGGGGCACAACUGUCCAACACAGCAUCUUCUCCCCACCCCAAGAUACAGAAGCAAACCAGAAGGACUGCAUGUGUCCACGCACUGCAGAAAUACCUGGCUUUUGACAUCUUCUGUCAAAACAAAGGUUACCAGAUUUACACUAUCGGAGUGACCUGGAUGAUGAUGGGGUUUGCUUUACCCCACGUCUACCUUGUGCCUUAUGCCAUCCAUAGCGGGGUGGAGGAACGCAGGGCAGCUCUCCUCAUCUCCGUUAUCGGGUUGAUCAACAUCUUCAUCCGCCCUUUGACAGGGCUGCUCUCGGGACACAGAAUUUUCACAGGAAGACGCAUCUACCUGUUCAGCCUGGCUGUGCUCCUCUGUGGGCUGAGCAACUUCAUUUGUGUCAUCUCAGCCGAGUUCAGUGUGCUCAUCGUCUACUGCGUCAUUCUCAGCAUAGCCAUGAGUGGCAUCGGGGCACUCACCUUCCAGGUGCUGAUGGAUGUGGUGGAAAUGGACAGGUUCUCAAAUGCUCUAGGGCUCUUCACCAUCCUGGAGAGCAUCACGAUCCUUGUUGGACCUCCUCUGACAGGUCUCCUGGUGGAUGUAACAAAUGAUUUCCGCUACGUUUUCUACAACUCCAGUUUCUUCCUGAUAUCGGCUGCACUAUUCAUGGGGCUCAGCUUCUGCACUCUGGAAAAAAAAAACAAAUUGAAAGAGGGUUCAAAAGUACCUUUGGAUAGUCCCUUCAAAUAUCAGUACAACGAAACGCCAGCUGAACCACAGUGUGAAAGCCCGUCUCCUCCAGCAGUUGUGUACAUCACAAGCAUAUGAAAAUAAAGAAAUUACAGAAAAAAAAUGAGGAGCAUAAGUAAUUACGUGGCCUGAACAAAGCUACACAUGGGCCAGCACUGCUGGCAGAUGAGAAAACAAGCGUCUGCUUUCCACAACUGCCAUCAUCCCUCUGCCCUGCACUUCCACUCCGUGGGGCUGUGUCAGACUCCACGUGAGUGACCCAGACCACAGGCUGAGCCCAGAGCUCAGCGUCGGCCAAAGAGCUGAAGGACAAAGAGAACUGUGCUUUCCUAAAGCAAACCACGGGACAACAGCCAUGGUAACCGGUGCUGAGGGACAAAAGCAGUGUCAGGUCAAUUGUUUUAAGUCAGCGCCUUUGAGAAGUCACUGGAAUUUCAUAUGCAGGUUUCAGUUGGUACCACUGGAUGAGAUGUCUUAAUGGUCAUGCACAAUGGUCACUCUUUCACAAAGAAGUGUUACUGCCUUGUCUGAAAAUGCGAUUUUGGUGCAGGCUGAUAUGAAGUUUCCCCAGUUGCUUCCCACGGUUGGGGCAGCAAACCACAUUCCACGUGAGGUCUGGGUUUUUUUCCACAUCUCUAAAUAUUAGAUGGAAGCUGCUGCAUGGGCUGCAGAACUGUGUUCUGCCAAAGGUCUAGUACAAUCAAACAUUUUCUCCUACGAUGUGUAAAUACAAGUUCUUCAUGCCAAGGACAUUGUCACAGCCUCAGAGGUUUAACUCUAGAGCAUCAAAAUGAAAUAAACCCAAACCUUAGAGUGCCUCCUUUGUAUAACAAGUGAUAUCUCAAGUGCUGCUUGAUAUAUCAUAAAACAGGAUCAAUGGCUUGCAUAAAUGCAUUUCUUUCCAGCGUUAACUGGGACCUGUUUUUGGAGGGGGUGUGGAGAAGUUGUUACUAGACCUGAGAAUAAGUGUAUGCAUGCCUACACAGGGCUAAAUUCAAAGCCAUCGUCAUUUCCCUUGUGUAAAUUUACCUCUUUAGUCUUAGACUCUCAGGCUUAAUUACAUCAGUGUUCUCAUUAUAGAGAAGUUUGCACAAGCAUAACCUGCAAAGAAAACCAUGGGGAAAAGUACACUGGGAAGAGUCCAGCAUCACCGCCUUUCCUAUCUAUACAGCCUCGACUGAACAGCCCCAGGAGUUACACUUUUAAGCACGCAGAUGAGAGCAGAUUCACUCUCCAGCCUCCUUCCGCACCGGCUUGAGUUGUGAGCUGCUCAUCUUCUGUACCAUUCCUGAUCUGACAGAAGCAGAGCUCACAAAGCACUGAAGAUAAAGAUCACUUUGCACAUUAGAACCAUCAGAACCACAAACAGGGAGCAAAGUGGAGGAAGCUAACGGUGUUCAACUCGGCUGCAGUACUUAUCCUUGAGAGCUGUUGUAUCACAUUCUUAGCUACAAACCCACAAUUAUCAUUCGAGCUGCGGGUUAACCAGACAUAACAAACCAACCAACCAAAGGAACCCAUACUGGAUGAAACCACUGGAAAACUGACUCCAAGGCCCUCCAAGACUAUAACGGCUUCACCGCCGGCUUUUGCUAUGGAAGAGGGUCAGCCCUUCAGAAGGGUUGCUGCUCCCACCACUCAGCAGCAUCCCUAUAUUUCAGUCCUGCUCUAGGACUGUUGAGCCAGUAAGUUUUGCAUUUCCUGAUCAAACACACACUUCAACACGAGGACAAGCAGCAGACAGACAGGUCCAAUUUCCCAUCGCACAGGUUUGUUAAUUUGUGUAAUGCUAACAUAGCCCACAACAAGGAAUAAGCAGGGACUGGUGCUUCUCAGCUUCCCAUCACAAGGACUGCUGUAUGUUCCUAGGCAAACAGGGA